GAACAGCUCCGCAUUAAGUCAAACCCGAUUAUUCUCUAUCUUUUAGCGACAUGCCGUGGUCAUAAUUGUACUCUGCAGCUAUUGCGUGCUCGUGUAGGACUGUCUGCGUUGAACUGGUUAACUCCGCUAUGGACUCGUUGACCCCGACGGCCAUUGGUUUCCGUUGUUAUGAAUGCUCAGCGGGCGUCAGGUGCGCAACGAGAUCAUUUGGACGAUUUGAUUUAAACCGAUUAUUUUGCCGUUUAUACACAGCAUUAUUAUAAACGCGUUAGAAAGCUUUGGAUUGUGGAUUUGGCAAGAUCACGUUGCUGUCGCUUUAAAAGCUCCAGACAGAACGUCUCAUAUGAUUUUGGACCUCCAAUCAACUCUCCCGAACCCUUCUGCACGCGGACAUGGCGAACGGGACAGAUGUGUAUACAGAAGAGAUCUAAAUCACAUCUGUUUUCAUGAAAAGCAAUAAUUGAAAUGCUGAGGAGGGUAACCGAUGCUGCUUGGAGGCAAGAGACCACUGAAUCACCAUGCUCAUAGUGGAGCAAACUGCCGAUCACCCAUCUGCAGAGUUCUCCCUGGUCGAGGAUGUGGCCCUUCACUGCACCUUUUUGAUGGACAGCCUGAACAAGCAGCGUCUGUUCCAGCCAGAUCUGUGCGAUGUGGACAUUGUGCUCCUUCAUCACCAGACUUCAUUUCGUGCCCAUAAGGGUGUACUAGCAGCCUACAGUCCCUUCUUCCACUCCCUCUUUUCAUCUAGUAAGGAACUGCAGCGAGUGGAGCUCUCUCUGGAGGCGCUCAGACCCCAAGGCCUGCAGCAAAUUCUUAACUUCAUCUACACCUCUAAGCUGCUGGUCACCAGCUGCAAUGGCCAAGAUGUCCUCAAAGCUGCCAGUGUGCUCCAGAUGAGCAACAUUGCCAAUUCCUGUAGUGAGCUUAUUACCAGGGGCUCACUGGAAAUCAGUUCCAGCAUGGGCACAAACAGACAGGACGCCUGCACCAGCAAGAGCAACUCGGUAAACUCAGUUCACAUGGAAAUUAAGCAUGAGAAAGACCCGACCUGUGCCAAAAUCUAUGUAGGGAAACGUGAAGGUGGCCCAUAUGCUGUUAAGGUAGGAGAUGAACGUUCAGAAAACAUGCAAGUAAUUUCAUUUAAACUAGAAGGUGACACCGGAAGCUCGAAAGACCCUGAGGAUCUUGCUUCAUUUAAUCAAGAGCAAAUUAUCGUCGAGCUCAAUUUGAACAACCAGACCCUUAAUGUGUCCAAAGGUUCAGAGGGAGGUUCUCCUAAAACAUCCCUAUUAGAGCAACAGGUUCAGGAACAAGUAAGGAGCGGUGAUAAUUCAAGAGCCAAUUUUGCCAUGCAGGAGGAGGAGGAGGAUGAAGAGGAGGGAGAGCCAAGUGAAGAAGGAGAUGUGGCACUCGGAGGCACCAGUGAGGAAGAAGGUGGCACAACUCACUGUGAUCCCACAUUAUCUGUAUUCAUGUCUGAAAGAUCCCUAAAGCAAACUCAGGCCUCCACCGAUGCAGUCACGAUGGCCUCCGUGACAGCAAAUUCGGGAGCGAGGCAGGAAAAGAGUCAUAGCGGGAGCGCUGAGGAAUGUGAAGGUCUGGAGCAGAGUUUUCCUUGUGUUAGGUGCCCCAAGAUUUUCCACAACCGCUGGUUUCUGGAAAAACACAUGAACGUGACACAUAGCCACAUGCAGAUCUGCGACAAGUGUGGCAAGCGCUUCCUGCUAGAGAGCGAGCUACUGCUACAUCACCAGACCGACUGUGAAAAGACAAUACAGUGUCUAACUUGUGGAAAAGCCUUCAGGAAGCUCUGGUCCCUCCAUGAGCACAAUAAGAUCGUUCAUGGCUAUGCUGAGAAGAAAUACACUUGUGAGAUUUGUGAGAAGAAAUUCUACACAAUGGCUCAUGUACGCAAACACAUGGUUGCCCACACAAAGGAGAUGCCUUUUACCUGCGAGACAUGUGGAAAGUCUUUUAAAAGGAGCAUGUCACUUAAAGUCCACACUCUCCAACACUCAGGAGAGAAACCAUUUCAGUGUGAGGUCUGCAGUGAAUGUUUUCAAUAUAAGUACCAGCUACGCUCUCACAUGAGUAUCCACAUUGGACACAAGCAGUUUAUGUGUCAGUGGUGUGGGAAGGACUUCAAUAUGAAACAGUAUUUUGAUGAACACAUGAAAACACACACAGGAGAGAAACCAUAUAUAUGUGAGAUCUGUGGAAAGAGCUUCACAAGUCGACCAAAUAUGAAGCGUCAUCGCCGUACACACACCGGAGAGAAGCCUUACCCAUGUGAAAUGUGUGGCCAGCGAUUUCGCUUCUCAAACAUGCUGAAAGCUCAUCGAGAGAAAUGUUCCCAGGUCAGGAACCCUCCGACCUCUGAGGUCAAUCAAUCGGAUUAUAACUCCACUAUAACCAAACCAAUAGAAGCUGCUGCCAAUCAAGAAGUUCGAGUCAGGAUUGAUUCACGGAGAGAUAUUAACCCACAUCUGCACGCCGUAAGCACUUUUUCAUCACAUGUGCUGCACUCAGAGGAUGGGAGCCAAUCACAAUCUCAGCUGCGUCCGUUUUCAUCUGUCUUCUCUGCUGCGAGGACAGACUCUAGGAAUCUGUAACAACUGCUCUGAUAUAACUUUUUUCAUAUGCAGAGGUGCUAAUGUAGCAAAGAGACUAAACUUUAUACCACGUUGUGUAGUCUUAGAUUUUCUAAUAGCCACACUAAAUGAAUAAGCUCUGUGCUAAGAGAAAUAAAAUAAAUAGAAAUAAAGGUACAAACGUUGUCACUGGGACAGUACCCUUUCACAAAGGUACACCCUUGUACUCAAAGAGUGCAUAUUAGUACUUCAAAGAUACAUAUUUGUACCUAAAUGGUACAUAUUAGGACCUUACUGCCCCAGUGACAACUUUUGUACCUUUAUUUUUGAAAGUGUACCUAUAGUAUAUGUAUAGUACAUAUGCUUUAUGUACAGUAUAAUAAACAAAAAUAAAAGAUUAGAGCUUUCAAUGUACACAUUGUGUAGCCUUUACAAUUUAUUGGUCUUAGAUUCUUUAAUUUACAUAUACAAGUAUUGUUUGUAUUCGGGAUCAUAAUAACAACCUGUGGGUCAAUAGAUUUCAUUUCUGGCACCUUUACUGGCUUAAUAGUAAAAAUGUAAAGGGCUUCAGAAACAUUUGUUGUACACAUGACUUUUUUAAUAGUCAUAUAUUUUUUUUCUGUGAGGAUCUUUUUGCAGUACUUUUACAAAUAGUUGCUUGUUUUAAAGGGGCCAUGGCAUGAAAAUCUGACCUUUUCCAUGUUUAAGUGCUAUGAUUGGGUCCCCAGUGCUUCUAUUAACCUAGUAAAUGUGAAAAAGAUCAAUCCAGUAACUUAGUUUUGGUAAACCAUUCUCUACAAGCACAUGAAAAAAUAGGUAGUUGAAAUUUGGCUCCCCUUAUGAUGUCAUAAGGAGCUCUUAUUAUAAUAAUACCGCCCCUUAAUCUGCACUAUCCAACCACAGCACUGCCAUUUAGUGCAGAGAAAAGCACAAUUGAGUUUUAAUUGCAACAAACCACCAUCAUUGUGAUACAAAGUGGCAAUUUUAACAUGCUAUAAUAAAUUAUUUAUAUGGUAUUUUGAGCUAAAACUUCACAUAUGUGAUUUAUUUGACAUCUCAAAAAAGUCUUGUGCCAUGGCCCCUUUAAUAAUGUAUUGUAUAUUUAGCACUUUAAUAAUAUAAGUCAAAUAAUUCUCAGUUUUUUUUAAAUACGAUACAAUGUGUUUCAGCAGCUGGUGUAGCUGGUAAUUUAGGAGUCAAUGACUCAGUAGUUUUGUUACAAAAUCUUCGUAAAGGUUUCUUGUUGUGGUCUUGUCCAAAAUCAUUGACCAAUCAUGUCACUGUAGGUCAACUAAACAACGGCACUUAUGUGGGUGUGUGAAUUAUUAGAGAUUUAUGUAAUCUCAUAAAUAAAAAUAAUAAUAAAAACAAGUUACUUGCCACAACUCAAAUUCAAACUCUCAUGUUGUAUCUUCUGUAAGUUAAAGUCUAUUUAACUGGUCAGAACAUUGAGGGGCAGUUUUCCAGACAGGGAUUAGACUAGUCGUAGACUAAAAUAAAUUUAAGAGCUGUCCAAACUGAAAACAACUUGCACUGACAUAUCUUAACAUAUAUCAGUGCCCUUUGUUUUUCCUCAAAAUGCACACAAUUAAUGUUUUUAAUAAGACAUGUUUGUUAAAACUAGUUAUAUUUCCUAAUUAAACUAAGAAAAAUUCCUGGAUUAAAGGUGCAGUGUGUAAUUUUUAGAAGGAUCUCUUGACAGAAAUGCAAAAUAAUAUACAAAACUAAAUUAUCAGGGGUGUACCUUCCAUAAUGAACCGUUAUGUGUUUAUUGCCUUAGAAUGAGACAUUUUAUCUACAUACACAGAGGGUCCCCUUACAUGGAAGCCGCCAUUUUGUGCAGCCAUGUUUCUACAGAAGCCCUUAACAGACAAUCUUUUUUACUAAGUUGUCUCCAACGAUGACAUGUUUGUCUGGUGGCGGCUGCCGUAGCUUCUCGAAUGUGUUUCAAAAGCAAGAGGUGAGCAGUGGACUGAGCCGUAUGUUGCAAUUUGCAACCUCACCACUAGAUGCCGCUAAAAUGUACACACUGCACCUUUAAGCUAAUCCCUGUCUGGGAAACCACCCUAUAGUCUCUGAUGUUUUCAAACUUAUAAAAUGUGUACACAGCAAUAUCAUUUUUAUUACCGCAGAGUUAUAUACUGUAUGCACAGUGUUUCAACUCACUUCAGCAAGCAUUAGUAUUAGUAUAGCAUUAGUGUUUGUCUUUGCUGUGCUCAACUUUACUGCUUGUUCUUAAUUAUCAUAAUAUCAUUUAUCGUAAUAAAACAUUUGUCUCUAAUGCCCUAUCAUUAUAAAUUUCAUAAUAAAACAGCAAUAGCAUCACAAAACAGCACCUUAUUCAUAUAGAUUCAUCUUAUUUAAUAACUAGUAUUAGCAAAUGAGCUGUUCAUGAAAAAUAAAAAAGUAUUGAAAAGACUGAUAGGACUUCAUAUACUUUAUAGUUUCAGUGUAUGCCUAUAUUCAAUAAUUACUCAUUCCUUUACCCGUAUUUUCAUUAUUGCCAUGUGGCUUUGGAAAUGACAGUGUGUUAUGUUGUUUGGGUUUUCAUUUUAGUUUGGUCAUUGUUUUUUGUUCCAUUCUCUUUCAUUUAUUUCUCUCAUUUUGGAUUGUUAAAACAUUGUACUUGGUCAUAAUAGUUAAAUACUGUUACAUUGUAGUUGCCAUCUGAAAUAUAAUAUAUCAUAGAAAGAUAGCAAUUAAUGUACACUGAUAUAUAUAAAUCAACUCAAAUAAUCCUUCAGCUAUGACAUAAAGUAUUCC
Messenger RNA from Misgurnus anguillicaudatus (oriental weatherfish), 5354 nucleotides. It is a transcript of the gene zbtb47a, whose product is annotated as zinc finger and BTB domain containing 47a. Gene Ontology annotation, biological process: regulation of transcription by RNA polymerase II. Gene Ontology annotation, cellular component: nucleus. NCBI's taxonomy places the organism in Eukaryota, Metazoa, Chordata, Actinopteri, Cypriniformes, Cobitidae. Gene Ontology annotation, molecular function: protein binding; DNA-binding transcription factor activity, RNA polymerase II-specific. The record is from RefSeq and is a predicted model, not a curated record.